AUGAUUUUCUUCUUGCAGAAUAUCCUAAAGUACCUGGGAAUUAAUACUUUACUAGCAUUAGACAUUGCUGACAAGAAAGCCAAAAGCUGCCUGGUGGGUCAUAAUAUCAAAGCAAGUAUGCUGUCAACAGGGGAGGAAUUUUCUAUGUUGAAAAAGCAGUCAAGCAUCAUGUCUACCAACAGUGAGAAAUGCCAGUUAAAACUUGCCAACGCACUUUACAUUCAAGACGGAUACAGUCUUUCUCAACAAUAUCUCGGCGGCAUCCAGGAAUUCUUUGAUAAUGCUGUCAGGACAGUGAAUUUUCAAGAUUCCUCGUCUACCGCCAACAUUAUUAAUAAGUGGAUAGCUAAUCAGACCAGCGGCAAAGUCAACAACUUGGUCUCAAGUCAUUCUUUCAGCCCACUUACAAAACUAAUUUUGGUUAACGCCAUUUACUUCAAGGGGAGAUGGAAACAUCCAUUUAAUUCACAGAACACAAGACUGAUGGAGUUUUACAAGGAGGGUGGCUCUGUUGUGGAAAUCCCAAUGAUGCACCAACAGGCGAUGUGUAGAUUUGGCUAUUUUACGGCGGGUGAGAUGAGAUAUCAGGUCUUAGAACUGCCUUACAGCGGAGAGGAAGUCAGCAUUACCCUGGCUCUUCCCGAAGAAGGAGCUGAUCUAGUGGAAUUGGAAAGACAUCUUACACCACAACUCAUAGACAAGUGGGAUUCCACAAUGAUGGAAGAUGAGAUUGAGAUCGGUCUCCCAAGAUUUAUGAUCCACCAGAAGCUAGAUUUGACAGAGCCACUUGAAGUCCUCAAUAUCACAGAAAUAUUUAAGGCUGGAGCUGAUCUAUCUGGGAUGACGGAGUCAGCUGACCUACACAUUUCUCAAGCAGUUCAUCGAGCGAUUAUUGAAAUCAAUGAAGAAGGAAGUGAGGCAGCGGCCUCAACAGGUUUGGCGGCUGCGAUCAUGAGCCUUCCUCGUCAUCAAUUCAUGGCAAAUCAUCCAUUCAUGUUUCUGAUACGGAGCAAGUUAACAGCUUCAGUGUUAUUUGUGGGAAGACUAAUGGAACCCGAGAAGAUGAUUUCUUUUGGGAGAGAUAAGGAAGCGCUAUAUCUUUCAUGGUAUUGUGCUGUUGGAUGUAACAACUGCUACUCUUUGACUUUGAAAUAUUUAGUUCGCUACAUCAUGAAUCCCAAUAAUUUCAUUGUGGUACCGGCCAACAAAACUCUCACUUCUGUUAAGUUAAAAGCAAGGAAUCUUCGAGAACUACGAUUAGAAACAGCUCAACUGGAACUGGACAGUGAUGUGAUGGAACAAAGAUUGCUGCAACUUCGGCAAACCAUGAGUCAGGAAAAGGAGGAAAGGGAACGAGCGGGACCUCAUCAUUGGAGAUCGGGACAGACAGGGAACCUUACAAAUCAUGCGCAGAAUGUCCUGAAGAGUAAAGACAACUGUAAUCGAAAGAUAACUUCAGGAAAGACAAAAAUCAAAGUACUGAAGGACCAGCGUGAAGAGCCUCACAGACAUGUACCCUCCAGUGUCCCGUUCAGUGUACCCGAGCGGGCAAAGGUCAAGGAGAAAGUAUGUGGACAGUGCGAGAUCAGGUAUCCCCAACUGGUUUGUGUGGAGUGUGGAGAAAAUUAUUGUUCCAGUUGCUUUGCUAAGUUCCAUCAAAAGGGGGCGCUGAAGCUUCACAGGUUCUUCCCAUUCCAGACUGAGAAACAAAAACUUCCAUUGAACAAUUCAUUGCAUUCAGUCAGCCAAUUUAAAAAACAAAUUGAAUCUGAUGAGUCUCCUGUGAAUCGAAAGCUGUUUCCAAAGAAACCUUUUUCAGGACAAAAACUUUCAUCUAAGAUAACGCCACAACAAAAUGCUGAGAUUCUUACCUUUGAUGAUGAAGUUGGUAAACCAGCUUUGAGUGCACGAAACAGCAGUGCAGAGGCCCGCAAAGGUGGAUCGCUGCUAAGUGGCAACUUUGAUGAGGAACAGUCGGCGAAUGCAUUCCAAGAUGCACUCAAGGAAUGGAGGCAAAGAAAACCUGGCCAAGCUCCAUUGCCAACGAAAACAUGUUCAGUUUCCAUAGGGACAUCACAAACAGAAGACAGUGGGCAAAAUUCAGAACCAAAGGAGAUACAGUUGACAGAGCACGAUGCAACCUAUUUGGAGAAGUUGCAGCUUAAGACCAACAUGAGAACUCCAGAACUAUCAUUUCCGGUUGAAGACAUGGAUAGCCGAAGUAAUUCUACAUUCUCAUCUUGUGAAGAGAAGAACGAGGAAAAUGAUGAAGAACUUCUACUGACUGCUGAGGAGAUUGAGGAGCAUGAAAGCUACGUUGCGCUUUUUAAAGUCGAUGAUGUAUCUGAAGACGCAGAGCCGGUGCAGCCAGUGCAGCCAGCUUUGAGAUUCACCGACUUGGAUGCUACCACCGAUGAAAUAAUAGAAGAAAGUCGCAACUAUUUGGUGGAAGAAGCAGAGUGCAGCGUAGAAGAAAGCCAUUCAAGAAUUAAUAGAAACUUACCGAACCCGGAGAGCUGGUUGGUGCAGCGAGAUCCCACGAUAUCAAGAAAUACUAAUACUUCAUCAGAUCAAGGUUCAAAUCAAUAUGAUCCACCGGUCCUUAGUUGCACUGACAAUGUAAAAAGGGAAAUAAAACUCUCAUUAUUUCCCGACACAAGUCUAGACACUCUUGGAGAUUCCUCGGGAGUUGUCCAGGAAGAUUCACUUUCAAGCCGCAAGCCAUCUCCUCCUCAGAUUGGACUGGCUAUGAACACCCAUUGUGAUGAAAGACCAAUUCCCUUCGCCAUUCACUCUGGUAAAGGCUGGAUGGGGAGGCCCAGGUGUGCAGGCCGAAUCCUGGAUAAGGCCAGCGCUGGCAAUUCUCAGCUGCCACCCCAGAGAACUUCAACGUUUACCGAUAUUCCUGGUGAAGAUCCCGUUCCUGCUUCUGAAGAAUUUGACCAAGGGGACAGUUCGGAAGACAACAUGAACAACGGUCUCACUGCCCAACUAUCUAAUGAAUUACAAAAGAUUGCUGGUGGUCAGAAUGUUGACAUUGGCAGGUACUUGGGCAUGGAAGGUUUUUUCACUCUGUACCUAGAUCCUGAUCAAAUUGCCACAACACCCUUCAUUAAACGAACAGCCGAUGACAAGGAGGAAACAGCAGUAACAGCGGUAACACUGAUCAAAGAAAAUGGUGAAUGGCAACCAGACAUCAGCUUCUGUGGAUAUGCUGACGACUCCAUUGUUAGUGAUGUGAUUGAUGACAUUCGGGCCAGACCUCCUAGCAGCUUUGGAAGAUGGAUGACAUCAAAAUCAACUGCAGCGACUCUGGGCUGCCCUGAGAGGGUCAUGUCCCCCUCAGCAAGGGAAUCACCACGCACUGAGAAUGGGUGCCUCCUUCCCCAGACACGGCAGGGUAUUUCCCAGCUGCCUUCUGCCGUGACAUUCCCACAGUCCAGAUCUGCAGAUGACACUUCCGAACCCGACGUUGAUCACAGCGACUCCAGUUUCGAAAAUGAAGCCGAUGAACAAGCCUUAAUUGAAUUGGAAAGAGAGUUGCUGAUGACCAACAGAGGAGGUGCACAAAGAUUGGACACAGUGCUUUCUUGUGAGCUGUCAAUGUCUUCUGGGCUCUUACCUGUAAAGGACAAUCCAUUGAUGCAAAGGGACACUGAACAAUCCCAGUUGACGUUUGAUUCCCUGACAACAGAAGCCGACGAAGGUCACACAGAUGACGAGGCGGAAGAGGCACAAGACAGACAAAACGUGCUACUGUUAUUCUAACAGCUCGUCAGACCAGAAAAAAUACCCGUUAAAAUGUAAUCCCAGAUCACCAAGCAGCAGGUUCUGAAAAACUAUAUCCAAUACAAUGUUUGAUUUGUGAUAUUAAGGACGAUUGGAGAAGAUUGUGUUUUGAUAAUGAUUCUGGCAAAAUGUUGUAAAAUGUAAAUAAAAUUUCAAGGUAAUUUGAUGCAUUUCCUGUAACCCAUUCCAUUAUUUGUA
This is a messenger RNA of Amblyraja radiata (thorny skate), 3987 nucleotides long. RefSeq lists its product as uncharacterized. Gene Ontology annotation, molecular function: zinc ion binding. The transcript has 28 exons. The coding region runs from base 1 to 3768 and encodes 1255 amino acids. The record is from RefSeq and is a predicted model, not a curated record. NCBI's taxonomy places the organism in Eukaryota, Metazoa, Chordata, Chondrichthyes, Rajiformes, Rajidae.